AAUAAAUUUUGUCAUGGUACAUCAUGACCUCAAAAGGUCAAAGGUCAUAAGAGUGCAGAUUUUUCUCAGUCUUUUUUUCUCUGAAAUACCAUAUAACGGGGAUUUUCUGCGGUUAUCCAUUUUUUACAGAUUAGAAAAGUUGGCAGAAAUUACAAAUGCAAUAUAUAUAUACAUGCAUAUAGGUACAUAAUAGAUAUAACGCAACUGCAGAAAUUGGAAACUCGGAAUAUGAUUUGCUACCAUUUGUGGAUCAAAUCACAAGAAUUAACAACUGCGGAAAAUACCUGUUACACUGUAUGAGGUAUGCUACACCAUAGAAAUUUGAUUGUUUUCCGCCACACUCAACAAUUUUUCAGUUAUAUGGUGGCGCCCAGUUGAGAGAACUCAGAUGCAAUGUACCUGGGAAAGAGACCACCGACCUUCUGAAAGUAAUCUGGGGAACUUCGUGAUAUGGAUGAAAAGCGGUGGUUAUGUGCAACAAUAUUUUGAAUUUGAAAACUGAAUAUACAUAAGCAUUGCACAGACGUGUAACUAACAUUUGCUUUAGAAUAAAGGAUAAGGACUGACUUAGUGAAAUUGAAACUUCCUUGCUAACAGUACACAACAAAUGACUAUUUUCCAAAGAACAAGGUACGGUUUUAGCUAAAAUCUGUCCUGUCAAUAAAAAUCCACCAAAAUACUAAAUCUGGUAUUCGAGAAUGUGCCAUUUAUGAUAUUCUUUAUAUGCCAGAGUACCUGUAAUAAAUUCAACGGAAAACUCUAUACUAAACUGACGACAUCACCAACUUUGACGUAAUGUACGAGAGUUUUCCCCAAGCGAUGUUUUGAGUAGGAAAAUGAAAACUAUCACACAGAAGUAUUCAUUUUUAAUAAAUGCGAAAUUAUUGGUUUUUGUACUGAUUAGAAUGGGUAUUAAAUGGAAAUUGAAACCACAUCAGAUAUGCCGCGCAGGGGCAAAACCUGCAGGUAUUCGCGGAAAGCUUUUCUGGUGCAGAAAUAUAAUGGUCUGAACACCAUUUAUUAAAUAAUUAGGCAAUUUUUAAACACCAAAUUCACAAUAAAGACUCUUGGUGAUCGUCUUAAAAUAUUUAGUAAAAUAUUUAAAGAAAAACUACCGUAUAACGAUAAAUCGGCGAAUAUGAAUAUCGGAUAUCGCGUAUGUCCCGGACUACAUGUACACCCACCCCAAUCGACGUGCUAACCUACGGAGCUACUCAACUAGGCAAUACUACUUGAAAUGAAUAGACAAAUAUUGCUUACAUUUAGAUUUUCAAUCAUGUUUUAAAAGGAAGUCGGCCAUUAUGACCAUGUAGAAUACCUCCUUAAACCACUUUUGAUACAAAUACCUCAACGAUGUAAAGACUUAUCUUCAAUGACUUAGAAUCAUAUAUGGCAAGAAAUAAGGCCUCUGGUUUUAAGUGAUUCUUUUGUACCCAAGGUUACAUGCUCAAUAUUUCUUGCUAUACUUGAAAUGUGGUAGAUUUCGUUUCGUUUUCCUUGUACCUGUAGAGGUGGGAGUCGCCCUCGUCAUUGAUUUCACUGUUUCCCUGUACAUGCUGUAUGAAUCGUCGUAGUAUUGAAUAAUGUUUAUAUGUGGGUGAUGCAGUGUACUCGAACACACACCUUUUUAUUAGCUAUAGUUUAAUUAGUUGUAGACUACAUAUCCAUGCAUUUGAUCUGAAUUGUAAACAUGUUUAUGUAUCCCUUGAUCUGUAUAUUACAUGUAUGUGAGUUUAUUGAUGUGAAUUGUAAACAUGUUAAUGUAUCUCUUGAUCUGUAUAUUACAUGUAUGUGAGUUUAUUGAUGUGAAUUGUAAACAUGUUAAUGUAUCUCUUGAUCUGUAUAUUACAUGUAUGUGAGUUUAUUGAUGUGAAUUGUAAACAUGUUAAUGUAUCUCUUGAUCUGUAUAUUACAUGUAUGUGAGUUUAUUGAUGUGAAUUGUAAACAUGUUUAUGUAUCCCUUGAUCUGUAUAUUACAUGUAUGUGAGUUUAUUGAUGUGAAUUGUAAACAUGUUAAUGUAUCUCUUGAUCUGUAUAUUACAUGUAUGUAAGUUUAUUGAUGUGAAUUGUAAACAUGUUAAUGUAUCUCUUGAUCUGUAUAUUACAUGUAUGUGAGUUUAUUGAUGUGAAUUGUAAACAUGUUUAUGUAUCCCUUGAUCUGUAUAUUACAUGUAUGUGAGUUUAUUGAUGUGAAUUGUAAACAUGUUUAUGUAUCCCUUGAUCUGUAUAUUACAUGUAUGUGAGUUUAUUGAUGUGAAUUGUAAACAUGUUAAUGUAUCUCUUGAUCUGUAUAUUACAUGUACAUGUAUGUGAGUUUAUUGAUGUGAAUUGUAAACAUGUUUAUGUAUCCCUUGAUCUGUAUAUUACAUGUAUGUGAGUUUAUUGAUGUGAAUUGUAAACAUGUUAAUGUAUCUCUUGAUCUGUAUAUUAUGUGAGUUUAUUGAUGUGAAUUCCAAAGAAUUUUAUUUUGUUUACCAUCGAUAUAAUUUAACUUCCUGGAACAUGCAUGGGUUGUACUUCUCUCGAAAGCGCUUCUUCGUUAAUCGAGUGAUCGGUGACGUUUUGCCUACAUUUUUCGCCCCAAGAACAGCAAUACGCACUAAACUUUAAACCAAUAGAUUCAUGAAGAAUUUCACAUUGGAAAUAUCUCUUGUGCACAGUACGUGUUAAUCAAAAGCAAAUGAUGAGAUGUUAUUUCAUCCAAUCAGAAGAAACCGAGGGGUAUAUAGGAAUAUACAGAGCAGAAGACAUUUACAAGGUUCAGUUCCACUUUAACAGUUGAAGAAACACUUAGCAAUUCAUUUUCUCAUAUUUUAAAUAUACAGCAUGGCGACCAACGCUAUGGAUACGUGUUUUCGAAUUGCUGUUCUUGGGGCGAAAAAUGUAGGCAAAACGUCAUUGAUCACUCGAUUAACGAAGAAGGACUUUCGAGAGAAGUACAACCCAACCAUCGAGGCAUUGUUCCGGUACGAUAUUCCAACCUCAGAAACCAGCUACACCAAAUUGGAGAUUCUGGACACGGCAGGCGACUUCGAAUUCCCGGACAUGUUGAGAACAGCUAUACGGAACAGCAAUGCUUUUACAUUGGUAUUCGACUUGAGUGAUCCUAUUCGAACUUUCAGAGAAGUUGAAACUUUGCGACAAUGGAUUUUUGAAGAGGGGAGAGAUGAAGUGCCCAUUAUUGUCAUUGGCAACAAAGCGGACCUGAAUUCUGAACAGGACACCACAGACAGCAAAAUUAUAGAUGCAAUCGUUUCUAUUGACUGGGGUUGUUCUUAUAUUACAACAUCCGCCAAAGAUGAUGUGAAUAUUUCGGACAUGUAUGAUGCUGUUUGUAAAGGACUCAACAUCAAAACUGAACCAAAACCAGUGAUAAAUGGUGGCUGUAAAAAAGAAACUUCAAAGAAAUUCAAAUUUAGGCGAUUGUCCUUAUUUUGAAGACUCUGUUAAAUCAUCCUAACUUGAUGUUUCUUACAAUAAAAUGUUUGCAACAAUA
This is a messenger RNA of Ostrea edulis (European flat oyster), 3496 nucleotides long. RefSeq names its product ras-related protein Rap-2a-like. Gene Ontology annotation, molecular function: GTP binding; GTPase activity. The transcript has a single exon. The coding region runs from base 2827 to 3438 and encodes 203 amino acids. NCBI's taxonomy places the organism in Eukaryota, Metazoa, Mollusca, Bivalvia, Ostreida, Ostreidae. The record is from RefSeq and is a predicted model, not a curated record.